GUGUUUCCCGCAGUGAAUCUUGAUUGGUUGAUUUCCAGCGGGUUAAUCAUGGCGGAAAGCGAGAACGCCGGAGCUGCAAAAAGACCUAAAACAGACGCGAACAAUGAGCGCAGAGACGCGGGAGAGCUAUCACCCGACAGCCCGGUCUCGGACUUUGAAAUCACCCGCAUUCUGCGUGAAUGUGCGCGGGAGAAGAACAUCUUCAUUCAUGGGAAGGUGAAGGAUCAGGAUGCUGUUGUGAUCCUGGAGAAAACUCCCAUCAGACAGGACACGCUGUCUGAGUUACUGAAGAGCAGUCAGCUCCAGCUGGAGAUGAAGAAUGACGUGUACAGCACAUACCAGCUGCAGGCACCAGCACACCUGAAUGAAAUCAAAACGACAGUGAUUUGCCCUGCGACAGAGAAGCAUGUUAAGAAGUAUUUACAUCAGGAGGUUUUUCUAGUUGAAGAAUCAGGGGAGGAUUAUCGUACAGUCACCCUACCGUACAUCAACAGCCAGAGCUUCAGUGUGCAGUGGGUACACAAUAUAUUAGAGAAGAAAGCUGAGGCUGAUCGGAUUGUUUUCGAGGACCCGGAUCCUGUUACUGGAUUUGUUUUGUUGCCCGAUUUCAAGUGGGAUCAAAAGCAGCUACAAGACCUGUAUUUGAUUGCCAUCGUCCACCGGAGGGAUGUUAAAAGUUUGAGGGAUCUUACAUCAGAGCACCUGCCAUUACUCACAAACAUUCGCAGUAAAGGAGAGGACACCAUUCAGCGGCAGUACGGCGUCCCUCCGAGCAAACUGCGCGUUUAUUUCCACUAUCAACCGUCGUACUAUCACCUCCACGUCCAUUUCACCUCGCUGGAGUACAGCGCUCCAGGAAGUGGAGUGGAAAGAGCCCACCUGCUUUCCGAUGUCAUUCAGAACUUGCAGGCAGAUUCCAGUUACUAUCACAACCGUAGCCUGGCGUUCCCACUGCGGGCCGAUGAUGGACUGCUCCUCAAGUUCAAAGAGGCCGGGAAACUCUAGAGACCUGUUGUUGUUUUUUGGGAACUUCAAUUUUUUUUACUUGUUUUUUUUAAUGUUAUGAUGUCGUU
Molecule: messenger RNA, 1073 nt
Organism: Rhinichthys klamathensis goyatoka
Lineage: Eukaryota; Metazoa; Chordata; Actinopteri; Cypriniformes; Leuciscidae
Gene: dcps
Product: decapping enzyme, scavenger
Exons: 6
Coding region: 49-1005 (318 amino acids)
Biological process (GO): deadenylation-dependent decapping of nuclear-transcribed mRNA
Cellular component (GO): nucleus; P-body
Molecular function (GO): RNA 7-methylguanosine cap binding; hydrolase activity
Source: RefSeq, a predicted model, not a curated record